Molecule: messenger RNA, 2454 nt
Organism: Diaporthe citri
Lineage: Eukaryota; Fungi; Ascomycota; Sordariomycetes; Diaporthales; Diaporthaceae
Exons: 2
Coding region: 1-2454 (817 amino acids)
Molecular function (GO): protein binding
Source: RefSeq, a predicted model, not a curated record
AUGGAGUCAGAUGAUGCUGUGCUUGCCGAGGCGCGGCGGUUUUCCAGUGACGAGCCAACACUGAACAACACCCUGGAGAUUUUCUUCCCUCAUAUCUUUGACAGAAUGACCCCGAGGUUCGAUCCGUUACCACCGCUUCAUGUCGCUGCAGACAAGUACGCAGACGUGGAUGCUCUUGAAAGGGUGUACGCCAUGCUCAAACAGGCUGGCUGCCUCGAGGGUUCACAGUCAGACGUCGACGUCCUGGAUGCCUUUGGCGACACGCCUUUUGCCGUGGCAGCCUUCUCUGGCCGGAUUCAUAUUUUAGGCUGUUGGUUCUGCGACCACGGCGCGGACAUCAACUUUGCGGUCCAUGACUUAGAUGGCCAGCGCCGUUCGGUCUUGAAUGCCAUGUGUAAAUCUGGUCGAUACAGCGACGCUCUUUCCUUGAUGGACUUGGGUGUCGAUAUCCAUAGGGAUACGGAGUUGCAUUCGGGAGACCGCCACGUACCGGCGUUGCAUCUAUGUUGUGGGUAUGAUGUGCUCAAAACCGGUCGGCCCGCGACAGAGAAGGACCUCAACCAACGGGGAGCGAUCGUGCUCAUCAAAAGACUGAUGCAUGCGGGAGCGGACGUCGAUGCCAGAGCAGAAGGCGGCACCACUGCCCUCAUGUCAGCCGUGCAUCUUGGCUUUCCUGCUGCCGUCCGCGAGCUGCUGGAGGCCAAGGCCGAUGUUGGAGCCGUGGACGACCGCGGCGACUAUGCACUCCGAUAUGCCGUCGCGCGUGGUCUGCACUUGAAGCCUGGGCCAGAUCUGAGCGCAGCACUGGUAAUCAUGCAACUCUUGUUGGACUACGGCGCUGACCCAAACCAACGUUCUCAAACCAGAGGCCCACCUCUGUUCACAUGCCAGUAUGAUCUUGUUGGAAGCCCCGCAGUCAAUCCCGAAGGCUCCGAUGGGAUCCCUACUCCUUUCGAUAUCGGUCAAAACAGCAUGGUGUCCAUUGCUCCGCUUCUGAUCACCAACGGGGCGAACCCAAAUAUGUACCUCGAGGACCCUAGAGACUUUGGAGAAGGGAUCCUCGAAAAACAACUUGACAACUUCGGAGGAAGGUCCCUCGCUGUCUCAGCUUUUUACUUGAGAGAGUUCGACUCCUUGGACUCACUGGUUGCAUCUGGAACCGUCAUCACUCAUCAGGACUAUCAUCUCAUGAUGCUGCUACAUCUUAUGGCGCAGUGGGAGCGCAAGAAAAACGAAAGGCCGGACCUUUUGGAACAACGAAUAACUGAGAUGAUGGUCGACCUGUUCCGUUGCGGCGCCGGCCGCCAAAUUGACCAGCCCGACGACAGUGGUCGGUCACCACUUCGCCUCGCUGUCGACCGUGGAAAUAUCGCCGUCGCAAGGCAACUCAUCGGGCUGGGUGCAUCACUCCACUUCGAACAUAGGAUGCCUGAUGGUUCGACAACGAUUUCUCCUCUGAGAGCAGCCAUCAGAAACUAUUCAAAAGCCAGGCAGUUUAAGAUGGCUACCAACAUACUUGAGGCUUCUAGUUACAUACAUGGAUCGACAGAUCCCCUCUGCGGAAAUUCGGGCUUGUUGAAAGACUUGAUCUUACACUUUGGAGGCAAUCCCUUCGAUAAGUCGAGUCGCAUCUCACCAAGGACGACUGAACUAAUGGAAGCGCUGUUUGGCAUAGGAGUGAGCGUGAACGAGUCUGACGAGCAUGGAAAUACCGCUCUGCAUCACCUCAUUCAACAGCUUUACCCGUCGGAUGAGGGCUAUAACUCAGGGAAUCUACAAGACGUCUGCCCUUCUCAAUCACCGGACUGUGCAGUGAGAAGUUCUUUGAGCGUCAAGGAUCCGGCAGGCACACACGCGGAAUGGUUGUUUGAGUUAUCAGUAGAGCAGGACAUGCAUUUGAAUGGCCGCAAUCUUACAUACGAGAGCGACAGCGACUAUGACUUCCAUCCCGACAAGUAUGACCAACCGGACUACGACAUAUUUGAGGAGGACAGCGACAGCAGCGACGACACAAACAGCGAGCAGGCUUUCCCUCGAAAUGAACUGGGUGAGUUGGUCAACCACGAUCCCGGUAUGGCAUCGGAUAGGUGCGACGCAUGGAUGGCAAUUUUCUUCUUUUUGCUGUGUCAGGACGCCAACUUAACGAUGAAGAACAAUUUUGGCAAGACAGCACUGGACUAUAUCGACGAGCUCAGGGGCUGCGAGCCUUGCGCUUGUCGCAAGAUGUACCGCCCAGUGAUUCCUGCUUUGAGGGAGUUCGUCAAGCGGCCUCCAUUUGAUCCUGAGUUGCUCGCAUCGUUGAAUGUGUCAGAUGUCAAGGCCGAGGGUAGGCCUGUCCUCUUCGUCCAUGAUCAGAUUCACCUUUCAAUGGACGAGAAUGGUCCAGAAGAGGCUCGUGAGAUGGAACUUCGAGCACGAGCAAUGGGCGAUACCCGCUGGGUGGCUUUCUGGUAG